This is a messenger RNA of Klebsormidium nitens, 2646 nucleotides long. NCBI's taxonomy places the organism in Eukaryota, Viridiplantae, Streptophyta, Klebsormidiophyceae, Klebsormidiales, Klebsormidiaceae. The record is from the annotation of a GenBank genome assembly.
AAAACUCCUCCGAAGCAUAAGCUGCAGAGUGAGUUGCAACGCUGAGCUGGAAUCUGAGGUGCGCAAUGGCGGCAUUGGUGCCGUCACACCUGCAUUGCACAGGCAAUGCACAGACAAUGGAGCUGUCAGAUUACGAGUGAUUGCUUAAUAAGCUCCUUAGCAGUAGGAGCAGGGGCAUGAAUUUAACUUUUAAAAGGGGUAAGGCAAUCAGCACUCCUCCCGCUGAUGGCGCCAACCGUGUGGAGCGACUGGCUUGAUACGGCGAUCAGCGGCCUUGGAAAAACAAACUUGCUUCGGUCACUGAGACCAGUGCAAUGUGAUGCUAUUGGACGGUGUCCAGAAUGUGGAAAGGAAGAUAAAGGUUGUUCCGCAGAAUCUAUGGCUCGGUGUGCUUGCCGCUGCGGCAAUCGGAGUAUGGAUCACACGGCAGGAGGUGGCUGUUGUGUCCAGGAGUUGCAUUCAGCAGGCGGAAAGUUGGUCUCUUUUGCCGAUGACUGGAGUGAUGAGCAGAUCAAGGCGUGCAACCGCAGUGCAGUGGAGGUGUCCGUCUCGGAUGGCACCAUUCAAUCGUGGCUGAGUGGUACAGCAACAUCAGGCACUGAGGAGGAUCAAAGUACAGCAAGCGGUUGCCUGACGAGGCUGCGCCUGUUCUCUGGAAACGACUACCUUGGCCUCUCGUCUCACCCAGCAGUUCGUGCAGCCGCCGCACAGGCAGCCAUGGAGUAUGGGAUGGGCCCCCGUGCGUCACCGUUGGUCUGCGGUUAUACAGAGCAUCAUCGGGAGCUGGAAAGGGCGCUUGCGGAGCUCAAGGGAACUGAGGACUGCCUCCUCUUUCCGAGCGGCUUCGCUGCCAACAUGGGCGUGGUGACUGCCAUAUGCAGCCCGAGUCUCGGCGACCAGGCCCAGCCAAACCCCCCCUCCAUGGUCGCCAUCUUUUCGGACGAGCUUAAUCACGCCUCGAUCAUUGACGGGGUGCGGCUUGCGCAGCGCACGGGCCGCCAGGCGGUGACGGCGCACGUCUAUCGGCAUUGCGACAUGACACAUCUCGAACAACUUUUAAGCGCCAGCUCAGCACCGAGAAAGGUCGUUGUGACGGACAGCCUGUUCAGCAUGGACGGGGACUUUGCACCUUUGGCAGAGCUCGCCGUCCUCCGCCGCAAGCACGGCUUCCUGCUGGUCGUCGACGAGGCGCAUGCCACGUUGGUGUGCGGCCAUCGAGGGGGCGGCGCCGCCGAGGCUUUCGGGGUCGCCGACGAGGUCGAUCUUCACGUGGGCACUCUGAGCAAAGCAGUGGGGUGCCACGGAGGAUUCGUGGCGACCAGUCGAAAAUGGAAGCAGUGGAUCCUCUCUCGCGGCCGCUCUUUCGUCUACUCGACCGCACAACCCAUCCCCACCGUUGCAGCUGCGUUAGCCGCAUUGGUGGUUGCCCGACGAGAGCCCUGGCGGCAGCGCCACGUGUGGGCCCUCGUCGAUGCACUUUCCGCCGCUCUGGGCGUUCCGUUCACGUCCCCGAUCAUUUCCGUUGUCAUCGGCGGAGCAAAGGAGGCGCUGGACGCGAGCAACGAAUUGCUGCGGAGGGGCUUCCACGUGCCGGCGAUUCGCCCGCCGACCGUUCCGGAAGGAUCUUCCAGGUUGCGCAUCGCUCUUUCCGCGGCGCAUACAUUCGAUGACGUGGCGGCGCUCGUCGACGCCCUUUCUCCCCUCCUGAAAAAGGGCCGGUCCCCGGCGUCUCCUUCUGGGGUUCGUUACGACGGUACUGGCCCCGCGAUGCCUCUUGGCAGUGGCGAAAUAGGUGUGAACGAGCCCGAGUUCCUCGUCCGUGGAGUUGACUUUGGUGUGAAUGGGGCCACGGCCUCAGACCCUCAAAAGGAGUUCGGCUUGAGUGGGCGCGAUCCAACCAUUCGAAAGGGGGGCUUUGAUGCAGACGGGCUCGCGGUCCCACUUUCUGAGGGCGGCUUCGGUGUGAAUAAGCUACAAGCUUCGGGAAGUAAGCGCGGCCUGGGCAUUGACGGGUCUCGCAUUACGAGAGGCGAAAUUGGGGUAAACUCUUCCGAUGUCACUUUUCGAGGGGAAAAGCUUGAUGAGAAUGGGCUCGUGUCAAUCUGCGUCAACGCCGCAGCGCAUGGUGCGGAUACUGGCCAACCUCCAGCCGGCCAACAAAUCAUUGCGUCCUCGACUCUCUCAACGCACGUAGAAUCUACAUUUAAAAGUGUGGAAUGUAGACGUGAACUGGUAGAGCAAUCUUCAUCGCAACAGGCGACAGCAGGUACAGGAAAAAGCGUAGGAGUUUCUCAGGUGUCGCAGCACGAGAUAGGCAGGGUGAUAGCAUUGGACAAGAAAAUUCGUCAUCGUCAAACGGAAUCGUUGUCCUGGUCUGAGCGCAGCCAGGGGGACAAGCCAGUGACGGACGCAUUGGAAGCAACUCACGUGAGCAGCAUAAUAAGCCAGCGGUCGCGACUUUAGGCGUCUACAUUCUCAAAUCUGCAUUCUAGUUAGGUGUGGUAAUCUCAACGACACAGCAAAUCUUACCUUGUGGACCUCACUAUCAGAGUGAAAGAGAUAGGUCUGGUCAUGAAGGAUUAUUGGGUGCCCGCGUAACCAGCCGAAGUCAUGCAUACAUUUGCGUUCUCAAACUGCCCUUCGAAG